CUAGUUAAUGGAUGAACCAAACUAAACUCAUCAAAAUCCAAAAUAGGAUUAUGUUCAGUACCAAAGAACACCUCCUGAAAAAAACUGGACCUGAUGGAGUAGGACGUUAUGAAUUCUUGAAAGAAUUAAUUACCGAAUACACUACUACUAGGUCUUUGGAGGCUAAAAAGCAAACCUUAGCGAAUCUUGCCAAUUUUGCUUAUGAUCCCAUUAAUUACGAAUAUUUUAAACAGUUGCAUGUAGUGGAUCUAUUCUUAGCCCAGUUAUCAGAAAGCGAUGAGGAUCUGCUCCAUUUUGGAUUAGCUGGUAUCUGUAAUAUAAGUCCAGACCCAGAAUUUCGUGACUAUAUCAUUUCUCUGAAUGGCAUUUGCUUAAUAUCAAAUUUACUCAAUCAUCAGAAGGAGGAGAUUGUAUUAGAUGCCAUAACUUCAUUAUAUUUUUUAACUGAAGAAUUGAAUUGGAAAGAAUUGAUCAACCAAACAAUCAUCAAUGAAAUAAAACAAUAUCAAGAGCAUGAUGAUAGCAGAUUACGAAACAUAAGUAACGUCUGCUUAAAAAAAUGGCUUGCAAUUUGAAAAAUUUUCAUACAAAAUUAAGGUGCCAUUUCUUCUGCAGAUAUUUUUCGAAAGUUGACAUUCUUCAGGUAGGUGAUACGAUAACUAAAACAAGAAAAAUAACAAAAAAUGACAUUGAACAAUUCUCCAAAAUAUCGGGUGAUCAUAAUGUUAUUCAUUCAACACACAAUAAUAAACCUGUUGUGCAUGGCGCCUUUCUUAAUGCAUUAGUGUCAGGUAUUAUUGGCACUGAACUUCCAGGAGAUGGAACGCUAGUUGUGAAACAAACUUUGAACUUUCCAAAUAAGUGCUAUUGUGAUGAAAUUGUCACCACCACUGUUGAAGUUGUGAAAUUGAGGAAGAUUAUAGAAGUGAUGUUCAAGUGUGUUGUUAUGGAUGCAGAUAAGGUUGUAUUAUAUGGGGAUGCUAGACUUAUUUUGAAUAAAUGAUAUUUUUUUUCACAUA
Messenger RNA from Coccinella septempunctata (seven-spotted ladybird), 1019 nucleotides. RefSeq names its product armadillo repeat-containing protein 7. The record is from RefSeq and is a predicted model, not a curated record. The coding region runs from base 12 to 575 and encodes 187 amino acids. The transcript has 3 exons. Lineage: Eukaryota; Metazoa; Arthropoda; Insecta; Coleoptera; Coccinellidae.